Symbiodinium sp. CCMP2592 is the source of this 297-nucleotide messenger RNA. The record is from the annotation of a GenBank genome assembly. NCBI's taxonomy places the organism in Eukaryota, Dinophyceae, Suessiales, Symbiodiniaceae.
AUGUCCAAGAAAGCAGGCACUCCUGCUUACGCGCCGGUCUACGUGGAGAGCAAGCUCUUAAAGCUUGACGACGUGUCGGUCGCCCAUGAUUCCGGCCAUCGGGACGUCGAUGAGGAUCGUGUCCUGGAGUUGUAUGAGAAGGUGAUUUUGGCCGGUCGUUGGGGCCAGGCUUCGUUGUCCCGACCGAAGCUGAGGUAUGAUCCUGCUGGUCGUCCUAUGGCCGCAUCUGAUGGCCGGUCGAAGCUGGCAGAUGGCAAGCACUGUAUCGCAGCGUUGAAGAUACUUGACGACGUGUAG